This is a messenger RNA of Paramuricea clavata, 221 nucleotides long. The record is from the annotation of a GenBank genome assembly. NCBI's taxonomy places the organism in Eukaryota, Metazoa, Cnidaria, Anthozoa, Malacalcyonacea, Plexauridae.
AUGUCCUCGCCUGACCAUGUCGACUUAACGGCAGUCGCUGACAAGCUAGAAAAAAGUUUUAUUGAGCCUUGGCUAGAAAUUCAAUCAGAUCAUCCAAGACUGCAAGCAGUGAACACCUGCUUAAGGAUACCCCCACCUCUACCAUCCAUUGGCCAAAUCAAAACCGUCCUAAAGCAUUCAAAUCCCAGGAAAGCCAAUGUUGCGGAUGAUAUCGCUGCAUU